AUGGUUGUGGGGUGGGGGCUCGGUGCGCCCACCGCUCACGCGCGCGCACACGUGCGAGGCACGCCCUGGCACAGGAGCCAAGGCCCUCGCCUCGAGCAUCCUCCACGACGGCAUCGAGCCCAGCAAGGCCGACGCCCUCGCCGUCGCGCCCGUCGUGGCAUGGGCUACAGAGGCGCGGGACUGUCACGACGGAGAGGGCGGCCUGUGCUGACCGCGUGGGGCAAAGUCGGCGGCCAGGUGCACGAGCUGAGGGACCACGCUCCUUCCUCGUGGGCCGUUGCUGGGGGCCUUGCUGGGACCACCCUGGCAUCGGUCCGCGUUCGGGGUUGGCGCAUGCUGGCGCGCUUCGUCCUCGCUCUGCCUGGCUGUGGAGGGACCAACCACGGGGGCCCAGUCGAGCUGGAGGUGCCGAAGGUACGCUCCCAGUCGUCGGAGGAGGCCGUGCUCGACUCCCAAGAGGCAGGCCGCCGUGCAGCAGCGGCCAGUGCGAGCGACGGCAGCGCACCGCUCAGGCCACUGCCGCGGGUGACUCCAGCGAGGCAGCUCAUCCCCAAGAGGAAGAAGGACGCCCUCUACCUCAGCCGCGCGAGCGCCGACCUGCGCUUGCAGCACUCCCUCUGGAAGUGCGGCAGGCAGUGGUAUGCGCGCGGUCAUGGAGGCCCUUGCGCAGCCCCCGAGCGAGCUCAGCUCCACCGACGUUUGCCACCGGGGGGCCACGGCGGUUGCUUCGGCGGAGGCCCCGGGAGCACGCCACGCCACGUCCUGGCGCGGCUUCUCCCGCAGCAAGAGGCGCAUGGGAUUCAGUGCGGGGCCCGGGCGGGGCUCAGCGGGGUCCUCGUCUCGGGCGGCUCGGUGAAGGGCUCGGAGGAGCUGCGUCAUGAUGACUGGGCCGCGCUGCUAAGCCACGAGGAGGCGGACAUGGUAGUGCAGGACGUCUACGGCCCGCGGCCCUUCCCUGACUCGCAGGGCAUGGCGCAUGCCGGCGGCGAGGCCACGCGCCCACAUUUGGGCCGGUGCUUCCUGGUCAUCAAGGGGCCAGGGCGCGGCCGGAUGGCGAAGGAGAAGAAGGAGUCCACGAAGGAUCGGGAUGCGCCACGGAUCGCCAACUACGACCCGGUGCAGAAGAUCGAGCAGUGGAAAAAGCGAGUCGACAGGGAGGAGAAGGCCCUGUGCAAGCACAUGGGCGCCAUCCCGGAGCAGGACCCGCCGCGGCCCGGACGGGACGCGCCCCGCACGGCAGGCAGCGCGGCGCUGGCAGGCUCCGGGCCGCCGGCCACUCCGCGGUCCGCGAGAGGGCGCUCGACGGCGGACGCGGCCCGGAGCAUCCUGCGCACGCCGCGGCUGAACACCACCAGCUCCGUCGGGGCCGCGAGCGAGGCGAGGGCGCUGAGCGCGUUCAGCGGCGGCGCCAGCAGCAUCACGACGCGGCUCCUCCAGGCCGAGCUGGAGCAGGAGAUGGUGAGGCGGAUCGAGGCCGAGGACCGGCUCCGGCAGCUCGAGCUGAGGCUCGGCGCCGCGGGGCCCGCCUGGCCGCCGCCCGGGUCGCCGGCGAGGCCGCUGGGUUGAGCCGCGGGCCAAAAGACGCCGCAGGAGAUUUGCGAAAGGGAGGUUGGUCCACCGCUGUUCUUUCCUCCGGGGAGAGGGCGUCGCGCAGCAGCGCGGCCUGGCGUGGCCGCUUCCCGGCCCGGGGCGGCGCCCGAGCGGGGUGGCGAAGCCACGCCCGCCCGCGGCAACGUGCAGGAGCUCGUUGCCCCCAACGCCGACCCCCUCCUGGGGUUGUUUGUCCGGCUGCGCAACCGCGCAGUUCGCCCCGCCACGUGCCAAGGGCGCCGCGCGGCGGCACGUGCAGAAUGGCACGGCGCUCUCAGGCCGGAGGCCUUCCCUGGCCCUCUGCGGCGGCAGGGCCACCUCCGUCCAUCCCCGCUUCCCCUCCAUGCCUCCCCUCCUCAAGACCAACCCCCGCACUACAUCUGAGAUGUAGGUCGUUUCGCUAAUGCGUGUCGUCGGAGGUCCAGCGAGCUCCCUGUUUCAGCUGUCGUGGUUGGACUCGCUGAGUUCCUCGCGGUCCCUGCCUCAGGCCGCAUCGAUGCCUUUCCUCCAGAUUUGCCCUCGUUCGUGCAGGUAGCCUGCGCUCCCCUCCCUUCCUGUUCCUCUUCACGACACUUUCUGCGAACGACCGUUUGCUCCACUGGUG
Molecule: messenger RNA, 2194 nt
Organism: Prorocentrum cordatum
Lineage: Eukaryota; Dinophyceae; Prorocentrales; Prorocentraceae
Source: the annotation of a GenBank genome assembly